AUGUACGAUGCAAUUCUGGAGGGCGGCCGCCGCGAAUUGCCCUGGCUACUGGUCGACGACUCCGUCCUGUCGCCGGCCACCGCGGUGGCCAGGCGACCCUGGAGCAACCAUACCCACAUCCUAUGCAAGAUCGGCAUGACGACCAACAGGUCCGUGUCCGCGCGAUUGCAGCAGUGGCAACACGCUUGCAAGCACCCGGUCGUAAACCUGACACCGGAAACAGUCGAACCGUUGCUGUCCACGCAGCGAAACCGCGAGACAACGCUAUCAAGACUACUCAGCAAGCUCACAAUCUCUCGCAGCAAGACACCAACCUGCCGGCGCGAACUCAACGUACCCUCCUACAAAGACGGCGGCUUCUGGGUCGCGGCGCGCGGAUCACUGUCGCUUCCCAUGGUAGAAAACGCAAUACACAGACAUCUAUGGGCAAGGCUCGGACAGGGACUCGUCUACUGCUACGGAUGCGAUUCGGAUGGUCCCAAGAGACACAAGGAGUGGUUCAGACUACCAAUCUCCGAACUACCACGGCUGUUCCGCACAGUGGACUCUUUCUGCCGUGGCGUCUCCGAUAGCUAG
This is a messenger RNA of Torulaspora globosa, 576 nucleotides long. RefSeq lists its product as uncharacterized. The coding region runs from base 1 to 576 and encodes 191 amino acids. The record is from RefSeq and is a predicted model, not a curated record. The transcript has a single exon. NCBI's taxonomy places the organism in Eukaryota, Fungi, Ascomycota, Saccharomycetes, Saccharomycetales, Saccharomycetaceae.